AUCUGGAAGCGUUCGGGAUGGCUGUUGUUUUGUCCAUCUGACGAGCUGCCCGGAAGGUAAACGGCUCUCAUCACUAACACAAGAGGAACAAACUCUCUGACACGUCCAGCACACCUCCAGCCCAAGCGUGACCGCCAGAGAGUCCCCUCAUCCCUGAUGGCCCAGAGAGCUGUGGUCAAGCCCAGAAAGAGUGUGGUCCAUCGGUCUGUGUGUGAGUGGAUUCUCAUGCCAAGUGUGUUUGAAUAGACCGUCCAGGCCUUUCAGAAACUGCUGGUCUGGCUGUCAUGUGCAGCGCAAAGUGAGGAAGUAUGAAUUCAGUGUGACAGCGGGGUUUGUGUGAGUGUGUAUAGCUUGUGACUGUCAACUUGUGUGAAUAAGAGGAAGCAUUGGUGUGUGACUGAAUAUACUAGGCCUCUCUCGUGGUUUGUUAUAUUUUGCAUCCGAGCUGAGGACACAGAGGACUGAAGUGCUGUCAUUUCUAAUAACCACUGAUCUGAUUUAGCCAGACUUAUGUAUCUAUGACUUGGCUUGCUGGUUUUGUUUAGCCAGAGCGAACUAAAUUGAGCUUUUCAGCCUCUGAAAAAAGUGGAAGAGUGCCCGUGGGUCGUGGGGUAAAGUAGCCUGAGCUCUGAGAGGCAGCCAAGGAUUGUGGGGAAUGGAGCUGACAAGUUCCUGUGGUGGAAAUGGAGGUAAAGUUCCUUGACACCGUUCCCGAGUUCCUGUGGCGGGAAAAAACGUUAUAUUGGUGGCGUAUGGCAGAGAGGAGGUCAAGGGAACACAGCCGGUUUGGGAAGGGACAUCUGCAUCCUUCUCUGUGGUCCCAGACCAUGAAUAUUGUGGGCCAGUUAGCAGAGACGGUGUUUGUGACGGUGAAGGAGCUGUACCGUGGCCUGAACCCUGCCACGCUCACCGGAGGGAUUGAUGUCAUCGUGGUCCGGCAGCCCGAUGGAUCGUUCCAGUGUUCCCCCUUCCACGUCCGGUUUGGCAAGCUCGGAGUUCUGCGCUCGAAGGAGAAAAUCGUGGACAUUGAAAUAAAUGGAGAAUGUGUUGACCUGCACAUGAAGCUGGGAGACAAUGGAGAAGCUUUUUUUGUGGAACAAAAUGGAAAUAUGGAGGCCGAGGUCCCAGCGCAUCUCUGCACCUCUCCAAUUCCAACUGAGGUCCCUGAGGAGACAGAGGAGGCACCCGAGGGAUCCUCCUUUGCCGGGUCUGGUGCUCGUAGGAAGAAACGCCGCCGCAAACGCAUGCGCUCCGAUACUCACCUGAGAGAAGAGAACUCGUCAUCCGAUGAGAGAGAACGAGAGAAGGAGUGGGAGAGAGAAAGUGAUCAGGGUGGACCGGAGAGUCCUGGUCAAGAGGAUCUCGCCUCACCGUUACAACUCAGUAAAUCAGUGUACUACUCGCUGUCUGAAGAGCUAAGUGAAGAGUUGAGUCCCACGCACACCAGAGACACUCGCCCGCACUCGGACGGAGAACAGUCGCCCUUGGAAAGCAACGUGUUUUACAGUCGGCCGUCUUCUCCUAAGAGCGACUCAGAGCUUUUUCUUAAACCCAAAGAUUCCCCUGGACCUCAGAUGCAGUGGAACUGGGGAGGUUUUCCCAUGCUGUGUGAGUCAGAGAGGACACCAGUGGACUUACAGCCUAUCUCCCAUUCUGGGAGUUCUCAUUUCUGCACAAUUGAGAGACAGGACUCCUUCGAUAUGGGCUUGGAGCCUGUGAUCAGCUGUGGGAGAGUGGGCAGCGUAACAGUGGUCAGACCACAACCCAGGACUCAGUCCCUCGACCUCAGCCAUGCCAUGCACAGCACUCCUUUAUCCAUCGAGACAAACUCUCACAGUGACCACUCCACCUCUAAGUCUUCAUCAUCAGGGAAGACAGAUGUGGACUCAAGUCAAACACUUGAAACCACAUCAGGAGAAGAAGGGAACAGAGACUCAUCUCUUUAUUCUGCUACUCUGAAUAAUGGUACUGACUCCCUUGAUAGCAAAGAAAGCACAGUCGCUAUUGAGCACGUUAGCACUUUGACUGAAACAGCUGGUACAGUUAUGGCGGCCGUAGAAACAAGUGAAAGUAGUACAGCGUCAUCACAUCUACAACAGCCGGGAGCCUCCUCUGAACAAAGUGAACGGGGUUCAACCAGUAGUGCCCCUGUCAGUGAGGGGGACAGUGGGAUAGAUCCCUGUGCCGAUGGAGGGGAAGAGGUCAACGGACCGGGAGUGUUGCAGGCGUCAAACGGAGACACUCUGUCCAACAGCACUGCACCAAAAGAUGAAGCUGGACACGUGAAGGACGACUCGACUGCUGCAGAGGGGUCAGCAAACUCAUCUGAGAUGUCUUCCAAAGUGGAGCAAGAGGGCAAGAAGAGAGGUAAACGGAAUCACCAUCUAGAACCAUCAGAUAUUUACUUGGAUGAUUUGACCUCACUGGACCCAGAUGUGGCUGCACUCUAUUUCCCAAAGAGUGAAGCAGAGGGAGCGUCUCAGCAAGGGGCGGAGCAGGGCUCACUCUCAGGGAGUCAAUCCCCUCACUCAGUGGGCAGCGGGGCCAUAGACAGCGGCACAGAGUACCUGUCAGACUCCACCUCCUACAACAUGGACAUCAGCAUGUCCCUCUGCGGACGAGAGGGCGGCACCAGCCAGAUCACCAAAGAAAAGUUUAUGGAGCACAUUGUGACCUACCAGGAUUUUGCUAACAAUCCAGGAAUCAUUGAGGAUCCAAGUCUCGUCAUCUGCAUCAACUCCAACUAUUAUAACUGGGCAGUCGCUGCCCCAAUGGUCUUGUCAAUGACAACUUUCCAGAAAAACCUUCCCAAGACUUCGAUAGAGCGGUUGGUGAAAGACAAGAUGCCCAAGAAGUCUGGACGCUGGUGGUUUUCCUGGAGGAGAAGAGACAUCGACAAAAACCAACUGAACAACUCUAAGGAGGCACAAGAGGAGCAGCUGGUCAGUGUUCCUUCCACAGUGAAAGCCACACUGGAUGACAUCGAGAGUGAUGAGGUUGCGGGGCUCGGACGGAAAGCAACGCUUGUUUCCAGCCAAUCAACAGAAACCCUUAUUGCGACUCAGUGUAUCAGCCAGAUGUACCGCAAAUCUCUCCGCCUGACCUCUAAACAGAUAGAACACUUAAACCUGCGUGAGGGAGCCAACAAGGUGGUGUUCAGUGUGACUACACAAUACCAAGGCACCUGUCGCUGUGAGGCUGCCAUCUACCUGUGGAACUGGGACGACCGGGUCAUCAUAUCGGACAUAGACGGCACCAUCACCAAGUCUGAUGCUCUCGGUCAUAUUCUACCUCAGUUUGGAAAAGACUGGACGCACAAAGGCAUCGCCAAACUCUACCACAAAAUACACCAAAACGGUUAUAAAAUCCUGUAUUGUUCAGCGAGGGCUAUAGGUAUGGCUGCCAUCACAAAGGAGUACCUGCAGUGGGUCAAUGACAGAGGCACUGUGCUUCCUAAAGGCCCUGUACUGCUGGCUCCCAGCAGCCUCUUUUCAGCUCUGCACAGAGAGGUGAUUGAGAAGAAACCAGAGGUGUUUAAAGUGGCUUGUCUCAGUGACAUCAAGGACCUGUUCAACCAGCAGAAACGGCCAUUCUACGCCGCCUUCGGCAACAGGACCAACGAUGCUUAUGCCUAUAAGCAGGUUGGAGUGCCUGACACCAGGAUAUUUACUGUCAACCCAAAAGGAGAGCUCAUCCAGGAAAAGACCAAAGGCAACAAGUCCUCGUACUGUCACCUCAGUGAAUUGGUGGAACAUUUCUUCCCUGUGCUCUCUGCUGAGGGCAGCCUGUCUUCUGGCUUUGACUAUCCUGAGUACAGCAGUUUCUCCUAUUGGAAGGAGCCUCUGCCAGAAUUGGACCUGGAUGCACUACUGUAGAAACACGCCCACAUCUAACAAAACACACACACACACACACACACGCAUCACCACUCUUGCUCAGUUCUCUCAUUUUCCAGAAAGGUAUUUCAAUAGAUCGUCCCCAGCCUGCCUGAAUGUUGCCUUUGAUAGACCUGCCAACUGUGGAGCCUCUAUUAUGAGCCACUGGAUAAACUGGGACAAAAAGGGGCACCGGUUCUUUGUUACACUGCACUCAAAUGCAGAUUAAGUCGUAAAAUGCAUGGAUUCUGCAUUUGUACAAUAAAACAAACCAUCCUGCGUUCAUCUCAGUGCCCUUAUAACGACUAUAGCUGUUUACACACUGACCUAAAUGGAAAAAUAUGGCUUUAGACUGUUUCACUGACUGCUAUUGUGUGUAGCACUAUCAAAGCCUUUCCUAAAUGUUAAUUCAAGCAGAAUUUUUGUUUUAUAACCUCAACACUGUCAUUCAUACAUUUGACAUGGACCAAAAUAUUUUUGUACGGAAAUAGAGAAAUCAGACUAGAACAUUUUAAUCGAUGCAUAAAUUCCUGCGAACAGACCUUGAAAUGAAAUGCUUAUACUCACUAUAAUAUAAAUCACCAUAAUGUGACUUACUGAAACAGACCCACCCACACGUAGCUGCAAGACCAACUGUCCCUUUAUUCCAUGGACAUUGUUUCGAUUUUGUUUGUGUAUUCAUGACAACAGAGAAUGUCUUUGUGUUUUAGUGUUGUAAGGAGGAAGAGGAGGAGGAGGAGUUUUUAUAGCUGCAUGUACCAGGCAACCAAAUAUGGUGUGUGUGUGUAUUUAAAAUAAUCUGAUUUAUUCUUUAUUCUUCUUCUUUUAGUCUUGUUUGUCUACAAUUAGUAUGAGAUACAGUAGAUGGAAUUCGUCCUGAUCAGUGUUUAACAUCAUUAGUUUAGUCUUAAAGUAGCAGUAGCCUCAGGAGUGAAGACCAUUUAAGAGCACUAAGGACUGAGUCAGACCUCAAUAUGGAGUUAGAGCUGCUUGUAAAGUGCAAUAGAUUUAUUUUCGAUUUCGAACACAAGGACUGUUAUAACAAAGCUGAUCGUUGUCAAGUAACACAAUGCACAUUUCAACUCUUCCUACGAGCUUCGGCACCACCAUGUUUAGAAAUGUUUGUGCACUACAUGAGGCGAGGUGGGUCAGCCUGACAAUGACUUUUACUCCAGAUGUGUAAACACACCGAGGGAGUGGUGGGGUUUAAAUUAGUGAUUUAUCCUGGCACUGUGCCUUCAUACUACCACAACAAUGUUUUAUUUAUUAUCUUUGCAUAUCUUUCAUCAUCAAACUGUGUGGGGAUGCAUUAGAGACGAAUGAUGUUAUUUUAAAACCAAUUUAAAGAAAUAUAAAUUAAAUGAAAACACAAACAA
Messenger RNA from Pleuronectes platessa (European plaice), 5251 nucleotides. Its product is annotated as phosphatidate phosphatase LPIN2. Gene Ontology annotation, biological process: cellular response to insulin stimulus; positive regulation of transcription by RNA polymerase II; fatty acid catabolic process. Gene Ontology annotation, cellular component: nucleus. Gene Ontology annotation, molecular function: phosphatidate phosphatase activity; transcription coactivator activity. The record is from RefSeq and is a predicted model, not a curated record. Lineage: Eukaryota; Metazoa; Chordata; Actinopteri; Pleuronectiformes; Pleuronectidae. Bases 684 to 3875 code for a protein of 1063 amino acids. The transcript is spliced from 21 exons.